This is a messenger RNA of Peromyscus maniculatus bairdii (prairie deer mouse), 4087 nucleotides long. It is a transcript of the gene Ccdc112, whose product is annotated as coiled-coil domain containing 112. The record is from RefSeq and is a predicted model, not a curated record. Lineage: Eukaryota; Metazoa; Chordata; Mammalia; Rodentia; Cricetidae.
UUCGCGCCCCGCCCGAGUGGUCCAGCAGUUGGGAGCCGUCGGCGGAGCGUGGGUGAGCGCCCACUGGAGCGGAUCUCGCGCGGAGGUGCGGGAGUCUCGGCGAGGGAACAUGGCGGCCCUGACGACCGUGGUGGUGGCGGCGGCGGCCACGGCAGUUGCCGGGGCGGUGGCGGGGGCAGGCACGGCUGCGGGGACCGGCGUGGGAGCGGCGCCGACGCCGCAACAGAAUGAUGGCGGCUUUAGUACUUCAGGCGGAAGUCGUCAAAACUGGAAGCAGAAAGUUAGUCGGAUGAAGAAAGCAGAAUUCAUACGCACAGCAGAAAAAUUAAAGAAUCAAGUUAUUGUCAUUGAAAAAGAUAAACACAACCAUUUCUACAACCAAAGAGGCGACUUCAGAACUGAGCAUAGCAUGCUGGAAGAAUUGGAAAAUAAACUGAUAAACAGCAGGAAGACGGAAAGAGCAAAAAUCCAGCAACAGUUGGCCAAAAUACAUAACAAUGUGAAGAAACUUCAGCACCAGCUGAAAGAUGUGAAGCCUACACCUGAUUUUGUUGAAAAGCUCAGAGAAAUGAUGGAAGAAAUUGAAAAUGCAAUCAAUACUUUUAAAGAAGAACAGAGACUGAUAUACGAAGAGCUAAUUCAAGAAGAGAAAACGACUAAUAAUGAGUUGAGUGCCGUCUCUAGGAAAAUUGACUCUUGGGCUUUGGGUAACUCAGAAACAGAGAAAGCUUUCCGAGCGAUCUCAAGCAAAGUUCCUGUAGACAAAGUGACACCCAGUACUCUUCCAGAAGAAGUGGUCGAAUUUGAAAAAUUCCUUCAGCAAACAGGAGGGCGCCAGGGGGGCUGGGAUGACUUUGACCACCAGAACUUCGUGAGAGUGAGAAGCAAACAUAAGGGGAAGCCAGCAUUCAUGAAGGAGGUUGUAGAACACCUUCCGGGAAGAACACUGGAUGAAGUUCAGCAACAUGAGAAGUGGUAUCAGAAGUUCCUGGCCCUAGAAGAAAGGAAGAAAGAGUCUAUUCAAAAUUGGAAAACCAAAAAGCAGCAAAAGAAAGAGGAAAUGCUCAAGUUAAAAGAGAAGGCAGACACCACAGCUGUGCCUUCUCAUAGCAAACCAGAAGAUAAUCAAAAGCAGAAAGAGGAACAGAGAAAGAAGCAGAAAUUGGCGGUGGAAGCUUGGAAGAAGCAGAAAAGUAUAGAGAUGUCAAUGAAGCAUGCCUCCCAGCUCAAGGAAGAAGAGGAGAGAGAGAGGAAGCAGCAGAAAGAGCGGCAGCGGCAGUUCAAGUUGAAACUACUCCUGGAAAGUUACACCCAGCAGAAGAAAGAGCAGGAGGAGUUCCUGAGGCUCGAGAGGGAGAUAAAGGAAAAGACAGAAAAGGCGGAAAAAAGGAAGACUGCUGCUGAUGAGAUUUCCCGGUUUCAAGAAAGAGAUUUACAGAAGCUUGAACUGAAAAUUCUAGAUAGACAGUCAAAGGAAGAGGAGAAGGCAGAAAAACACAGGCGACUGGCAAAAUUGAAAGAAAAGGUUGAAAAUAAUGUCAGUAGAGAUCCCUCUAGGCUUUAUAAACCUACGAAAGGCUGGGAAGAACGAACCAAAAAGAUAGGCCCAUCAGGCUCUGGGCCACUUCUACAUAUCCCGCACAGGGCCAUUCCAAGUUGGCGACAAGGAAUCUAGAGGGACUAUGAGAUAAUGCAAUUGCUAGUCACUUGAUGAAUGUCAGGAGAAGAUGGUUAACUUUGCUAUUUAAAUGUUACUAACUUAGUCAGGUUGGUUAUUGUGCUGUGUAUGAAUUGAGAAGUUUUAAGUGUCAUGUAGCAUUGUCAAUAUUUUCAUUCUACAAAGAUGGCGUAUGUUGGCCUAGUGUUGAUAUGAAUGUUAUUUAAAUAGGUUUGUGUUACGAACAUUAUUCCAUUUUAAUACUCAAAAUAUUUCAAAAAUAGUUUGUUUUUAUCAUGGCUUAGUAAAAUAAUUUGGGAGAAUCAGUCUUUUUUAAGCCAAAAUUUUGUAACUUUUAUAACUUGGAAGUAACUAAGCUUGAGUAACAAAGACAUAAGUGUCUUUUUAAAAGAGUUGUUCAAUAACAGUACAUUUUCUAGUUUAACAAAAUGGUAAUUUGUCAGUUGUUUCAUUUUUGUGUAAUGAAUAUUUUGUAUUUGAUUAAAGCAUGCUUUAUUUUAUAUGGAGACUAUUUUAAAUAACCUCCCUUGCUACAUGUACCUUCUUCAUAUAUUAUGAUGUCAUCCUCCAGGUUUCCUGCAACUAUGUCAAAUUUCCUUUCAGGCUUUCUGGAGCCACAGAUUUAUAAAAUCUUUGUAUCUUACUGGGUCGUACAGUUUUCUUCUGCUUGCCCCAAAUUAGGAACAGUCUUUCUUCUGAAAUAAGCUGGUUUUAAACAGUACACUGACAGUUUUGGAUUGAAAAGUAGAAAAUUUUUUUAACACAACUCAAUUCAGUUUUUUUGUAUUAAAACAUUUUAUGUCAUUCUAACUUUGGUUAGGUUUCAACUUAUAAAGAAAGUACUAUAUACAUAAAAUAUAAGAAAUUUUACUUCUUACAAUUUUAUCUUCAAAUGCCUUUAAUUUUAUAUAUAUAUGUGUGUAUACACACACACACACACACACACACACACACACACACAUACAAUUAGAAACAUACAGACUGAAUAUCCCAGAAAUUAGUAGGAUUAGUGAUCUAAAUCUUUCCUUACAUAACAGUUAAUAGUUACAUAAGUAUAUAGAUUCAAAGUAUAUAGAUUUCAAAUUUUAGAAAGUAAAUUCUGAUUGUAUAGUUAAUGGUGCACAAUGAGAAAGUAUCCUUAACUGGAAAUGCCCAUUUUAUUUGCUUGUUUUCCAUGACUCUUUUAAAUAAUCUGGAACUAUUGAGGAAUAUACAAGAUGAAGGAAUUCAACAAAACUGAACUGUUACCUAAGAUACAGGAAAGUAAAGCUAGUAUUGCACAAAAAUGCACCUUUCAACUGCCUGCAUCAAAGCUUAGCACGCUGGUUGAUGGAUUCUUACUGUUUUAGUCUUCAUUAUCUUUGGUACCAGUGUUGGGAUUGAACCUAGAGUGAACCUAGAGCCCUAAGCAUGCCAACUACAUGCUCCACAUGCUUUACUUCCAGCCUUGUUUGUAGUGUGUGUGUGUGUGUGUGUGUGUGUGUGUGUGUGUGUGUGUGUGUGUAAGCAUGAUGUGUUGGGGGCAGACGUACAUGUGCCACAAUAUGCUGGGGUAUAUCAAAGGACACCUUGGUGGAGUUGGUUUUCUCCUCCCACCUUUAUGUUGAUCCCUAGGAUUGAAUUCAGGUUUCCAAGCUUGUGCAACUGCUGAGUACCAAAAAUUACCCAGGGUGCUUUGGAGUUGAGUGUUAAAUAUAUAUAGUGAUAUAUAUAUAUAAAACACUAACCCACAGGGCACAUUUUGUAAGAAACUCAUUUUCUACAGUUAUAAGUACAUCCAAAUUUCUACUUACUUCGUUUUUGAAGAAUCUUGUUAGGCUUAAUCUUUCAUGGACUCCUUCCUCAUGAGUGCUUUGUAAACUUAAAGGAAAUAGUACAUGGCCAAGGCAACUUAAAUUCUAUUUUUGCAUGAAUAAGGUUUUAUUGAAAUAGUUUUGCCCAUUGGUUAUACAUUGUCUGUGGCUAAUUAUAAGUUACAGUGAAAUUGCAACUGAAGGCGUGAAUAGUUGUGACAGACUAUCUUAUCCAUAAAGCCUGACAUUUUUAUGGUCUGGUGUGGGAGCUCCAGGCUCAGGACUUCUGGAAUCUUCUGCUUCCACUUCUGGGAAAAAAGUCAACCCAUGAAUGAAUAUGUAUUAUCUGUAAGCAUAAACCAACUUCACUACUUUGUUAUACUUAAUUUUUAAGAGGAAACCUGUAUCAGUAUUUCUAAACUAUCAACAAUGAGGAAAUGAAGUAUAAGCAGAAAUAAUUUGUACGUUGUUGAGCUCCCUUUAUAUAAUCAAUGUUUAAUAUUUAAACAAAGUUCAAACCUUAUUAAGCAAACACUUUUAUAUAUACCGCCUCCUUAUCUUUGUAUCUUUUGUUGUUUUUGUUUGAUUUUCAUAAAUUCUGCUUGGAUAACUUUAU